UUCUCUCUCACACUAUCACUCCCUCUAUCAUCUAUGCUUCUCUCCUUCCCUCUCUCCCUCUGUUCCUGCCGGCUGGGUGCUGAAGUUGGGCGGAUGGCAAAAAUGCAUCUCGGCUAGUGCGCAGAAGAGCAUCUCCCGGACAGCUCCUUACCAGGCAGCAGCUGCAGCAGCCCCCCUACAAAGCCAGUGGCCACAGAGGAAUUGCUGAAAUGAGAAAGAGGCAACAGUCACAAAAUGAAGAAACCUCCACAGUAUCGCAAGCACCUGGUGGGAAUCAAAGGCCGAACACUUGCUGUUUUUGUUGGUGCUGUUGUUGCAGCUGCUCAUGCCUCACUGUUAGGAAUGAAGAUAGAGGUGAGAAUUCAGGACGAAUGGCACACACAACAAAGAUGGAAACUAUACAGGCUGUAGAAGAAUGCCAAAUUCCUACUACAGAGGAAAUUCUAUCUUGGUCUCACAAUUUUGACAAGAUGAUGAAAAGUCCUGCAGGAAGAAAUCUCUUCCGGGAAUUUUUACGCACAGAAUACAGUGAAGAAAAUCUCCUUUUCUGGCUGGCAUGUGAAGACUUAAAGAACGAACAAAACAAGAAAGUCGUUGAAGAAAUGGCUAGGAAUAUAUAUGAAGAUUAUAUUUCUAUACUUUCACCAAAAGAGGUCAGUCUUGACUCCAGAGUACGGGAGGUGAUCAACAGAAAUUUGUUGGAUCCAACCCCUCAUAUGUACGAAGAUGCUCAACUUCAGAUUUACACAUUGAUGCACAGAGACUCAUUCCCAAGAUUUUUAAACUCACAAGUAUAUAAAACACUUUUAGAGAGUACAGAAGGUUCUACCAUUGACUCUUAGCUGAAAAAGUUAGUGAAAUAUAGUUUUUUUGGUCUCAACAGAACAAAUAUGUAGUUUAAUAACAUCAGACGCUGAGUUCCUGGAGAACUCUGGUCGUGCACUACUCAGGCUACUGUGAAGAAUAAACAAAAAAAAUUGCUUUGUGUCUUCAUUUCCCCAAGGUCUUUCAUGCUUGAGUUUGAGAAAUAAACAACACUGGAAUUGCCACGUUUGUUUUAUACACAGUUCACUUGAGUGUAGAAAAUAAUGACCUAUUUGUGGGACUAUGAACAAACAAAUUGUUUUAGCUCAUACUGCAUGUGUAAAGAUACAAAAAUUACCUUUUAUUCACCAGUCACGUUGCAAUAUACAAGCAAUUACAUUAAAUAUGUACUUAGCACUAUUUUAUGUGGAACACAGUGUUACAUAAGAAAAAAAAAAAGAAAAAAAGAGUACGGAUCUUCAUGUGGACUGUGUUUCCUUUGCUGAUUUUUAUGUAUUGAUAAUACUAUUAUAAACGUUUAAAAGUAUUUUUUUCAGUGAUGUAAGAUAUGGGAUAUUCUGAAGAAAAUACUGUACAUGAUAAAGUAAGAGAUAGAAGUUGGAUUGUUCACAGAUUUACACUGCCAAAUUGUGGCUUUCUAUUUUUGUUACAGAGUUUGCAAUGUCAAAAAAGCACAAACCAUUUAAAGGAUAUAUGUCUGGAUGACCAAACAUUUGAGCUGACAUUGUUUAUUGUUGUUAUAAGAAAUUUCAUAAUUAUGUACAUUUUAGAUGUCAUAUACAUAAAAUGAUUUAAUAAAACUGGUCUGCCAGUUUUAACAGUGUUGUCUAGCAUAAUGUAUUUCAGCAAAAAAAGUAAAUAACAAUGAAAUUGAUACUUUAAUAUUUUCAAAAUCAAAUAUAAUAAAAAAGUUUACCUAUAUUUAGCACUUGGAAACAUUUGAUUACACAUCUGUUUAAAUUCAUAUUACUGUGUGCAAAAAUGCUUAGAGUACUUAGCUUAAGUUAAACAAUUUAUCUUUAGAAAGCUACAUACAUUAAAAUGUAAAUCUCUUAGUUUCUAAACUUAUUGCACCUCUUCUAGAAACAUUAUAAGCUGCAGUGAUCAGCCACGAAACCAAACUUUUAUUAUUUAAAUAUAAUGAGAGGCAAAAAAACAGCAUAUUUGCUUGUGCUGUCUGAGUAAUAGUUUACUACUGUUUGCUUGACAUAGUUUUAUAUAUACACAAAAAAUACAUAUACACAUAUACACACACACUGCAAACAUUUCUGUUUUGACAUACAGUUUAAUUUUUCAACAAUAGUCAAAAUAAAUUACAUUUAAGACAUUAAUUGCAUGAAAACUAAGUGUUUAACAUAUUUGUUAAUUACUUACUACCUCUUUUUUUAUUUAAGGUUUUUAGUUUUUUUGUCUAUUUAUGCAGUUUUAGUAACUUUUACUUGAAGCAUUGCAAUUUUUAUUUGCAUCAUUUCACAUAUAUGACAUUUACCAUAGAUUAUUUUACAUUUUAAUCUUGUACAGAAAUCAGGAGAAAUGGAUUUAAAGGGCUAUUAUAUGCUCUCUAUGCAAAUAUUUUACUUAUGUUGAUAUUUGAAUAAUGUAGAGUUUAAAGAAACAAUAAAUUAAAAAUAGAUGAAGAAUUCAUUCUGUUUACACUGAG
This is a messenger RNA of Pseudophryne corroboree (corroboree frog), 2485 nucleotides long. It is a transcript of the gene RGS17, whose product is annotated as regulator of G protein signaling 17. The record is from RefSeq and is a predicted model, not a curated record. The coding region runs from base 210 to 842 and encodes 210 amino acids. NCBI's taxonomy places the organism in Eukaryota, Metazoa, Chordata, Amphibia, Anura, Myobatrachidae. The transcript has 5 exons.